AUGAGGAGGAACUGCAACUUAGAACUUCGCCUUUUUCCUUCCUGCGAUUCCGAUCCCCAACCAAUGAUGGAAGCAGAAGCCGGUGAGAGCCCACUACAACAAUCCCACCGCCAAGACAACCACCACCACCAGAACCAGCAACAACCGUUGACUAUUUUCUAUGAUGGCAAGAUUUGCGUUUGUGAUGUCACAGAGCUUCAGGCGAGAUACAUUUUAAUGCACGCAAAUAAAGAGAUGGAGCAAAGAAUGAAGACACCAACUGGGUCAGAGCCAUCUUCACCAAACUUAUAUAGCCCUGGCACUGGUCUUUCCAUGAAAAGAUCGCUUCAGAGGUUUCUCCAGAAGAGGAAGAAUCGGAUCCAAGAAGCAUCCCCAUACCAUCACUAG
Molecule: messenger RNA, 387 nt
Organism: Gastrolobium bilobum
Lineage: Eukaryota; Viridiplantae; Streptophyta; Magnoliopsida; Fabales; Fabaceae
Product: protein TIFY 5A-like
Exons: 3
Coding region: 1-387 (128 amino acids)
Biological process (GO): regulation of jasmonic acid mediated signaling pathway; response to wounding; regulation of defense response
Cellular component (GO): nucleus
Source: RefSeq, a predicted model, not a curated record